AUGGAAUCACUACAAUCCAUGUUAGAAACCACAAGCCUUUCCAAAGGCUCUCCGGAUCAUCGCCCUGCUAGCCCUGCGAACCGUGCUAACAUCUGUGACCUCCCCCCAGAACUCAUCGAGGAGAUCACGACGCAUCUAGAAAUAAGGCACAUCACGCGCCUGCGCCGUGUCUGCCGGUACCUCAACGAAGCAACAUUCCGCUCUUUUGUUAGAGGGUUUUCCAAGCUAAGAACGGACCUCUCAUAUAAGUCCUGCAAGGAGUUUGAAGCCUUAACCCAGAACCAGCUUCUGGCUAACCAAAUCAAACACCUGCACAUCACGGCGAAGUCCAUUUUCUCCACAGAGACCAGCCCAAAGACUGGCCAUAUUCGUUUCGGGGCCGGCUUUGACUGGCUUCGUGACGGCGAUGGUCUUAUAAUCCCCGAUCAAGAAGGCAUGGCCCGCUGGGAGACCGUGCUGAAAGAUUUACCCAACUGCAAGACCAUUACGCUCGAGCGCGCCUUCCGCGCUCCUCAGCAUAUCCCUUGCACUGAUUCUGAUGUUAACACUGAUGACGAGGGCGAUUUCAUUGCUGACGUUGAAUCCACCGAAGAGCAGGCAGACGAAUACCCAGCCCUAACGCACACCGAAGUCCACCUCUUCAUCCUAGCCAUGAUCGCCAAGGGCGCGCUUCAACCAGAGGAAUACGAGCUGAACUUCGGCCGCCGCCUGCAGGGGCCCCUUUUAGGCCCCCCAUUCGAAAUCGAACCCGCCCAUCAAUAUGACUACUACUACCACCGGGACUUCCGACGGGCAUGGAGGAAGAAUCUGUCCAGCCUCCACUUCACAGCGAGUCUCAAAUCCACCGCCGCGGUGAAUCACCUACGGGUGCUGGUGGCGCUGGCACAUCGCCUGAAGUCCCUAACCCUGGACUUCAACUUCGAUAGCGACGCCGACCACAGCACGAGCGUGGUUCGCCUUCUCAGCGAUGAGAGGUUGGCCUCGCACUUCCGCCUGAAGUCGCUCGAACUGCGCCACGGGAAGCUGUACCCAGGCUCCCACGGCCAAUGGGUCGUUCAUGCGAUGGCCAGGCAUCGUGGCACUCUUGAGCACUUUGGUCUGCGCGAUAUGUGUCUCUCGGACGGUAUCCCUAAGAUAAUCCUGAGAGACUUGGCUAAUAAUGUGUAUGAGAAGCUCAAGUCGUUCAGGCUUGACCAGGUCUGUGUGACUUAUCCUGAGGCACCCUUGUACGGCCGGCAGCGGAUGGGUCUUUACUUCCGUGACCUUGAACAGGGAUCUCGCGUUGAUGAGGAGACGAAAGGGACGUUGGAGUACCGCUUCCAUCCGAAGGGUGGGAGUUGGCCACAUCGUCCCUAUGGAUUGCCAUGUCCAACGUCGCUCGUGGCGUAUACUGGGCCGGGGGUGAGUCAGAUUGCGAAAAGGCUGUAUGAUUUGAGGCAGUAUCAGCGUUAG
This is a messenger RNA of Aspergillus mulundensis, 1452 nucleotides long. RefSeq lists its product as uncharacterized. Lineage: Eukaryota; Fungi; Ascomycota; Eurotiomycetes; Eurotiales; Aspergillaceae. Bases 1 to 1452 code for a protein of 483 amino acids. The transcript has a single exon. The record is from RefSeq and is a predicted model, not a curated record. Gene Ontology annotation, molecular function: protein binding.